Penicillium angulare is the source of this 1272-nucleotide messenger RNA. RefSeq lists its product as uncharacterized. NCBI's taxonomy places the organism in Eukaryota, Fungi, Ascomycota, Eurotiomycetes, Eurotiales, Aspergillaceae. The record is from RefSeq and is a predicted model, not a curated record. Gene Ontology annotation, cellular component: plasma membrane. Gene Ontology annotation, molecular function: dipeptide transmembrane transporter activity; allantoate transmembrane transporter activity. The transcript has 6 exons. Gene Ontology annotation, biological process: dipeptide transport; tripeptide transport; allantoate transport. The coding region runs from base 1 to 1272 and encodes 423 amino acids.
AUGGAAAAAACAAUAAGCAAAAAGUCCCAUGGAUAUGAUGGUCAGAGUCUCGACAAUGGAGCACUUGAGCAACUACAGCCAUUUCAAUUCUCUCCUGAGGCAGAGAAAAAGCUUGUUCGAAAAAUCGAUUUCAUCUAUCCAGCUUCCUUAUUAAUGGUGAAAUUUCCCCUCGGAAAAUAUCUCGCAAUUAACUUCAUGCUAUGGGCAGUUAUACUGGCAUGUCAUGCAGCAACGAAAAGCUUUGCAACAUUUAUGGUAACUCGUUUCUUUCUUGGAUGCACCGAAGCUAGUCUCUCCCCUGGUUUCACCCUCCUCACAUCGCUUUGGUACCGUACCUCCGAGCAGCCUCUGCGAUCGGGUAUAUGGUUCUGUGGAAAUUCUCUCUCCCUCGUCUUUGGCAAUCUCAUUGCUGCUGGUAUCAUACACAUCAAAAGCAAACUUGAAGCUUGGCAGUGGCUUUUUAUCGUCUUUGGUAUCAUUACGUUUCUUUUUGGAAUUGUGAUGCUUCUACGCUUACCUGACUCACCAUCCAAUGCAAGCUUCCUUACUGAGGAAGAGCGAAUGAUUGCCAUGGAACGACUUAAGGAUAAUAAAACCGGAUACAAAAAUACUCACAUUGACCGCCAGCAGAUAUUCGAGGCAUUCACCGACGUUCAGACCUGGCUACUCGCUAUACUCAUGUUUUCUGUAAAUAUUGCCAAUGGAGGUUUCACCACGUUCAAUGGUCUUGUUUUGAAAGGUUUUGGAUUCAAUACCUUUCAUACUCUACUGCUGGGUCUCCCAGGAGGCAUCAUUGUAUGCUUCUUUGUCCUUUUAUCUAUUCUAGGAAGUGCUCUUGUAUACGCGGGACCAAACAUCGCGGCUCGCUAUGCUGGUCUACUUUUCAUGGGUGUAUACUCUGCCUCCAUGCCAGUAUCAAUGGCAAUGAUCAGUUCUAAUGUCGGUGGAUUUACCAAACGAGCCACAAUUAGCUCCAUCUUUUUUAUUAUGUAUUGCGCAGGAAACAUUGUGGGGCCACAACUCUUUUUUGCUAAGGAGGCGCCAAAAUAUCAGAGUGGAUUUCUAGCCAUCAUAAUUUGUCUCGCUGUUUGCGUUUUUGAUAGCCUCCUGUUGUUGGUCUAUUUUAAACGAGAGAAUAACCGAAGGGACAGGAUUGAAACUAGGUCAGACACUUCUGGUUCAGACCCUGGCAAGGAAGCUGAAGGUGGUACACAAAGCAUGCUGCAAGAUCUUACAGACAGGAAUAAUGGGCAGUUUCGAUAUGUGUAUUAA